Microbotryum saponariae is the source of this 981-nucleotide messenger RNA. NCBI's taxonomy places the organism in Eukaryota, Fungi, Basidiomycota, Microbotryomycetes, Microbotryales, Microbotryaceae. The record is from the annotation of a GenBank genome assembly.
AUGAGUUCAACACCCGGCGGUUACGCGGGAGGAGGAGGAGGAGAAGGAGGGAGUCCGAUCGUCCCUGGUGCUGGUGCUGGUGUUGGAGGUUAUGGAACCCCAACCGGAUCACACAUACUCGGAUCACCUUCACAAUCCAUGACUACACCUCGGGGUGGUGGAAGACCUCUUUUACCCACUUCCUCGAACUCGACCGGCGGCCCACCCGCUCCCGCUCCGAAUCCUUCCAUCGCCGCCACCUCCCCCUUCUCCACUAUCCCAACCACAGCUCCAACACCAAUACCAACAGCACCAAUCCCGACUCCUACCCCUAACCCAACCUCCAAUCCCACUCCAGUACAACCCGCUCCACGUACUCGAGGACCAGGAAAGAAUUCUCGAGCUUCCGCCGCCGCCGCCGCCGCCGCCGCCGCUGCAGCCGCCGCUUCACAUCCUCCUCCUCCUCCUCCUACUACUACCACUACUACUAGUACUACGGCGGUUCAUCAUCAACAUCUUUUGGAAGAAGAUUAUACCGCUUUCGCUGAUAUCCUCGAUACGCUCACUCAUCGACAACUUGCGAUUCAUCGGUUCGCGAAGAAUCAUGAGUUUCUUCAAGAGGUUUUGGGUCCCCGAUUGGAGAGGGAUGCGGUGGGUUUGAGGAAGAGGGAAGAGGAAGAGAGGGAGAGGGAGAGGAGGUUGGGGUAUCAGUUGCAGGUGCAGGUGCAGGUGCAGGUUCAACAACAACAGAGGGAGAGGGAGAGGAGGGGGACGUCUUCUUCUUAUGAUGGUCAGAUGAUGAACUUGGUCGCUCCUUCGUCAACGGGAGGAACGAGUUGGAUCACGCGGUUCGCUCAUCCCGGGCAGAGUAGUGGGGGUUUGAGUUUGGAAGAGAGGAGGAGCGCUUUGGAGAAUUUGAGGGAUACUUCGAGGCAUGAGAUGAAGGAGAUGGAGCGGCAUUACGAGAUGUUGAGGAAGGAGAUUCAGUUCACACCCACGUAG